This is a messenger RNA of Arabidopsis thaliana (thale cress), 2496 nucleotides long. Its product is annotated as flocculation FLO11-like protein. Gene Ontology annotation, biological process: nuclear-transcribed mRNA catabolic process. The coding region runs from base 459 to 1076 and encodes 205 amino acids. The record is from RefSeq and is marked reviewed. Lineage: Eukaryota; Viridiplantae; Streptophyta; Magnoliopsida; Brassicales; Brassicaceae. The transcript has 3 exons.
CUACUUAAAGACAACUGCUCUGUUCUCUCUCUCUCCUUCGUCUCUAUCAAGCUCAUUUCUCAGAUCCGUAGGAUCUUCAUUUCCAUGGAGGCUUAAAAACCCUAGAAGAUAUUCUUUUACACAUCACUCAUCCGCUAGUGAAGAUAAAAAUCAUUUCUAGAGCUUCCUCUUUCUCUCUCUGUAUGAUCUGAAGCGAAUCGUCUUUAGAUUCUUCACCAAUCACUAUCAAAAGGACCUCUUUUUAAAGCUUUUCGAGACGAGCUGGGUUUCGGAUCCUGUGAGCUUCAGAGACGCUUACUGGUUUAUCAACAAGGCUUUCCCUUUGAAUCAAGCUUUGAUUGAGAAAGGAGUGAAAAGAUUUUGAUUUUGAUCAGAUACACAAAGUGUUCUUGCGUUAGUUAAGCGACUAGGUGUGUGUUGUUGUAGUGAAAGCUUCUUACUGUUGACAGUAUCUCGAAAUGGAAACGCUUAUUGUAGCUGUGGAACAUAGGGAUCAAUAUUAUGGGAAGAAAUCUCUUGGACAUGAUCGUUUUAGAUCAGCUCCUUCCAAAACUUUUAGGCAGAUCAAUUGCAGAACUUUUCAAUCUGGUGUGGGUUUGCUUCCAAGACCUAAGAGAACUUCUUCAACACCUUUAACCAAAGGAGCUCUUUCUCAAGUUCAGUCUCCUCGUUCUCCUAAGUCCGUUUUACCGGUUUUUCAUCAUCCAUCUGUUGACAGUGGUAGAACCAGUCCCAUUCCAAUUGCUAAUUGCAGAGGUUCUCAGAUCCGUAGGUGUUCUAGUGAGUUUGUUGACAAAAGGAGAAGCCUUUCUUAUUCUGAGCUAUGGGCAGGACCUACUUACUCUAACUCACCUCCACCUGCUUCUGUGCCGAUUCCUAAGUUUUCUCUCCAGCAAAAGAGGACGGUAUCUUUGACCUUUCCUGCUCCUGACUCUGCUGUUGAUAUUCGUGAAGUUGCUAAGUCUGCACCAGUUUCUCCAACCUCAUCUGGUGACAAUCCUUUUCGUAGUACUGUCUCUGCCACUAUGACACUGCGUCGCAUGCUCAAUCUUGAGCUUGAGACUGCAGAUGAAUGAAGAUCAGGAGCCUUUAGGGGGAACGGGGUUAGUUUUAGUUUUAUGCACAUAGAAAUAAGGUGUUAGUCACCAAGCUGGUUUGAGUUUGUUUCUUAGCUUUUAAUGGUGAUGGUAAAGGAAUACGUAAGCAGUCUUGACUCGGAGUUUGUCAGCAGUUACUGGAUCUCCUGGUGCAGAUUGGGGUGUUAUUAGUGGUGGAACAGCUGGUUAUAGCGAGUAGAAACAUUCAAGUAAUGGUGGUGUGUUAUUAAUGAUGGAAUAGCUGGUUAUAGUGGGUAGAAACAUUCAGGAAGCAGAUUCAUGUCGCGUAAAAGAGAAGACUUGAUUCUUGGUGUAGCAUAUAGGAUGGCCAAAAAAUUACCAGUCUAACAUAUACCCUGGGUGAAUGCUAAGUUCGUAUGGUGAUACUUGAACAUUAGCGUUUCCUCUUUGCCCUUUGUAUAGUUUCUUCUUAGAGUCGUCUUUUCCUUUUGGCUUCUUUAUCUUAAGUGGGUUAGAUAGCAUCUAGCUAGCUUGUAUAUGUAGUAGAGCCUUUGAUCAUACUGGGUUUCUGUUUCAUUCUUCCAAGUUUCGUCUUUUCGGGUUCUUAGUCUUACUGUUGUCUUGUAUCUCCCUCUCUGUCCAUAUCUUUAUCUUUAACUCUCUUUUUUAAGUCUUCUUCUCUUCCUUCUUAUUCAUUUCUGUCAAGCCUUAAAUGAUGUAAAUCUAACUACUCUCCUGCUAAGUGAUCUUCCUCUUCGCCUCGCUUCCUGUUUUUUUGAAAUGGAAAAAGGGAAGAGGAAGUUUUACUGACCCUCUUAGAGUCUUAGACUAUCUCUGCUGGUAAAGGUUCAUCCAGAUUCAAGCCAUUUCAGUCUCAACAUUAAUCCACUUCUUGUGAAGAAAAGACAUUCCUCAGGUUCUUACCUAGAACACCUUUGUCACGUUGGAGUUUUGUGAUCAUGCCUAAUCUGCUUACCAGAGACCUGGAGAAGCUACUGCUCCUCUGCUUUUGAUGCUGCUUCUUAGUUUCUUUGUCUCUCUACUAUCUUUGGUUGUUUUGUUAGAUAAGGAGACAAGUGUUGUCUGUGUGUUUGGAACUGUUGUGUGAAACUAUCCACAUAAGUUUGUUUCGUAUUGUCUUUUGUAGUUUGUGAUAGUGUUGUAGAGACGUUUUGAGUAUUUUAAUGGUGAAGGAUACGUAACCCUUGUUCCCUAUAAUUAUCAUCAUUUUCGAUGGUUUAUUUAUUGCCUAGUGAGAUUUGGUGAAGGUAUUUAGAGUCUACAAGUAACUUCACCAAUCUCACUAUGCAAUGUCUCAUAGAUUUGAGGUUCAGGUGUAUGUAACUAUGUAUAACCUUAUCUGAAACUCAGAUGGGCACAUGUAUUUUGUAAAAUAUUUUAAACAGUAGUCUAUUUAUCGAAAGUAGUCUUGUUCAUU